AGUGCUUACAGUCAGUCCUAUCUUCCGGAUAGGACAUAGGCUACCAUGAGGAUUCCAAACUCGGAAGAAGGUUCAGAUGCCAGACGAUACCAGAUAGCCUACCGUAAUAUAACAUACACGGCAUCACGCUAAACCAAGCUUACUGGCUAGUUAGCUUAGCUAUCUAAAGUAGACCGGGGCAGUUUGACGUUACACGAAACUUUGAGGAGUGUGUGACCCACUUUUCGUCACACCAAUCGAACCAUGUACGACGAAUCUGAGCUAAGCAAGAAACACGAGGAUAUAUUAGGGAAAAGGGCGGAGUUGCUGGAACAAAUGGAGAUUCAAUAUCAACAUCAGAAAGUCAAGAAGAAACAACAAAGCACGAUGUCCAAGGCUGCGCAGGAAAGAAAUGCGCAACUGCUCGGGGACAUUAAAACUUUGGAAGAUAAACUGAGAAUGAAGCAACCUUUACAUCCAGAUGUACUCACCCUUGAGACUUGUUACUGGGCAUCCAUGGAAGAGAAUCUUCCGGAAUGGGAACCCUUCCUCCUGGGCAGAGGUCCAGCUCCCGGUCACCGCAGGGCCUGGUCACCUGGUCGGCGCAGGCAGGAGAAUACAGGUGUACCUCGAGACACACAGGACCGAGGGCUUCCCCCGCGUCCUAGGAAACCCCGUGCUGUAUGACUAAUAACUCAGAUAUCUCGCAUGUUUAUUUUAUUCCGUCUUGUAUAAAAAUAGGACCUAUGCCAUAUGGCUGGAUUAGUAAUCGUCCCUCAUGGUAAGAGAGUCGUGUUUGAAAGCCCUUGGUUUUACUGAGGCGUUAUGUAGCAGGCAUCCUCACUGGUAGUCCUUGCCUAGCCAGCAUUCUGUGUUUAUAUGACAUAAAGCUUGAUUUGAGCUAAUAGGAGAUGAAAAAGGGGCACUGGAUACGAUUCAUCAUCUUCAUUUCCAUACAUUUCAUACUUAGUAUGCAAAUUACAAGCUAAUGAAUCUUAUUCUUAUUGAGAAAACAAAAAGGUUUUAAAAUGGCACAGACACAGACAUGUAAUGAGAAUGCCAAAGAAGAAUUAUUAAAUCUAUAAAGAUUUGUAUACUAGAUUUACUAGAUAGAUUUUUUAAUAUUUUAUCAAGGAAGGUAUUUUAUUAAUGAAAUUGUAUGCAUUUAUUUAUUUCCAUUUGGCUUGAAAAAACAAAUGUUAUUGCAGAACCUUUUCAACAGCUUUCUCUUCAGCACAGUCUCACAUUCACCAGUAGAGGGAGCCAAGAUCUCAUUAAAAACAGAUAGGGAAACCUGCACCACAUAGUAUUACACUGCUCAAGAAAAUUCAGAAGCUGAAUUUUGUAAGAUUAGAUUGCAAAGGGAUGUGUGUAUGUAUGUGCAUGUCUUUGUGGGAUUCGAGUAGAUCUGUGUCUGCGACUGUUUCAGGUUUGGACUGUUUAAGCUGUUUAAGGUGGCGCAAAGUGUGACGCAAAGCUUAUUCUUAUCUUACAUUCAAUAAAAUUAGGAAUUUUUCGCCAUGUGCUCCACUUUUAUUAAACCUUCCGUCCAAGGGUGUGGCAGUUCACGACAUAAGGUAUGGUCUGGCGCAUGGUCCAAAAAUCAUUACGCCAUUGACCAAGAAAAACCUGGACUUAGCUGUUUUAACAUGUUCCAGUGUUCAUAGUUGGUACUCUGUAGUUUUAACUCUUUAAAAUGGGUAAGGUGCAGCAGUUAUAUCUGUUUCUUAUUGACAUGUAUGGAGAAAAUAAUGUUAAUAAUGAUAAUAUUAUAAUAAAAAUAAAUAAAUUACACUUUAUACAUCA
This is a messenger RNA of Alosa alosa (allis shad), 1785 nucleotides long. RefSeq names its product chromosome 10 C3orf14 homolog (gene cep15). The coding region runs from base 244 to 666 and encodes 140 amino acids. Lineage: Eukaryota; Metazoa; Chordata; Actinopteri; Clupeiformes; Clupeidae. The transcript has 4 exons. The record is from RefSeq and is a predicted model, not a curated record.